Messenger RNA from Saccostrea cuccullata (small rock oyster), 1539 nucleotides. RefSeq lists its product as uncharacterized. The transcript has 3 exons. Lineage: Eukaryota; Metazoa; Mollusca; Bivalvia; Ostreida; Ostreidae. The record is from RefSeq and is a predicted model, not a curated record. The coding region runs from base 6 to 1448 and encodes 480 amino acids.
CCAACAUGAUGCGUUUAGUAAUCAGCCUCGUGAUACUGGUAGCGUACUCACAAUGUGGAGUCAUACAUUCAGGCGGGCAGACGACAGGAGAAGAAUGGGCGACAGAGAAAGGUUCCUCCUCCAAGGCCUCGGCAGCCGAACACACAGCGUGGGAGAGGUCCAGUGGUAAGAAGUGGGCAGGUGAAAGUGGAGGCGGUCAGCAGUGGGAAAGUUCCUCAGGGGGUGCUCAGGGAUCACAGGCGGGCUUUAAUGAGGAGUGGUCUAGUGGGUCACAGGGAGCGUCACGUCAGCAAUCCGGGGGAAGCUGGUCUAAAGGAUCUCAGUCAGGAUCAAAGAGAAGCUGGAGCAAAAAGUGGGGCAGCUCAUCCGGGGGUUCUGAACAGUCCGGAGGAAGCUGGUCUCUCGGAGCACAGGGAGGAAAAGCAUGGAGAAAGGAGUGGGGAACUAAGCCCGGCUCUAACAAAUUCUGGAGCACGGAGUGGGGCUCAACCUCAGGUGGUGCCAAUGGAGCUGGACGAAGCCAAGGGUCACAACAAUGGAGCGAGGGGUCAAGAGGGGGAUCCAGUCAGUCAGGAGGACAAUGGAGCGAGAGUUCACAGGGAGGAUCACAAGGGCAGUGGAGUUCUGGGGGAUCACAACAGUCUGGCGGAUCCCAGUGGACAGAGGGCUCUGAAGGAGGCUCUGGGGGAGCAGUACAAUCCGGGGGUCAGUUGGAGAGAACGGAAGGAGGUUCUGACGAUAGAUCUGAUGGGCAUUUUGGAGUAGAACAGUCUCAAAGCUCAAGUGGAUCAUCCGGAUCUGCUGGAUCCAGUGGUUUUGGUUCACAGUUUGCUGAAUCCCAAAGUGGUUCUGGGGCUUCCACCAAUGGAUUUGGCGGAAGUCAGAGUGCAUCAUCAAGUGGAUCCAGGGCGGGGUCUAGCGGAUUUGGGUCCAAUUUUGCUGAAUCCCAAAGUGGUGCCGGAGCUUCAACCAAUGGAUUUGGCGGAAGUCAAAGUGCUUCCUCAAGUGGGUCUAGGGCGGGGUCUAGUGGAUUCGGGUCCAAUUUUGCUGAAUCACAAAGCGGCUCUGGAGCUUCAUCCGAUGGAUUUGGCGGAAGUCGAAGUUCAUCGUCAAGUGGGUCCAGGGCUGGGUCUAGUGGAUUCGGGUCCAAUUUUGCCGAAUCCCAAAGCGGUGCAUCUGCCCAAUCAGGUCAUGGAGGAAGUCAAAGUCACGCCUCAAGCGGCGCCAGUGCAGGUUCCCAUGGACAUGGAUCUAGUUUUUCCGAGUCUCGCAGUGAUGCAUCAGCGAGCUUAGGAAAUGGCGGAAGUCACAGCCAGGCGUCCAGUAGUUCUCACGCGUCUUCCAGUAGUGACGGUGGUUCUGCCGGCGCCUCCAGCGGAGCUUCUGCGAGCGCCAAAGGAGGAAAACAUUUUGGAUUUAAAGGAUUUAGACAUGGUGGCGGAGAUUAGGAAUGAUUGAACGGCUGCAUCAUCAACAUCAAAAAAUCCAUAUCAAUAAUUAUUUAUUUAUUCCAAUAAUAAAAUUACACAAAUUAUUUUU